AUGGCUUCGAAGGGGGAAUCGUUCUUCCUCAGGACACUGCUGCUCCUCGUCGCUCUCGGAUCCUCCCAAGGUUCCCACCUCCCCCCCGCUCUCCUGUUCAUCGCUGCAGCACGAUGCCAAGAGCAGAUGCAUUACUGUCGAAUCUUCUUCUUCUUCCUCUUCUCACCCUGUGUGUGGGGAAAUCCGCAGGGAAGGAGUUCGAUGGGUACAGGGAGGCGAGCACCUUCCCAUCGACGGCGCCGGCGAAGGGGUACGACUACAUCAUCGUGGGCGGCGGAACGGCGGGAUGCCCGCUGGCGGCGACCCUCUCGCAGAACUUCUCCGUCCUGGUGCUUGAGCGUGGGGGAGCUCCAUACGGCAAUGUCAACGUCUCCUACAUGCAGAACUUCCACAUCUCCCUCGCCGACACCUCGCCGUACUCCGCUUCCCAGGCAUUUGUCUCCACUGACGGCGUCAUCAAUGCCCGCGCCCGCGUCCUCGGCGGCGGCACCUGCAUCAACGCUGGUUUCUACACCCGCGCCAACGCAAGGUCCGACGUUUUGACCUUUCUUUGUGGGACUCUUGAAUCUGUGAAUCUCGUGUUUGCCCUAAUGUUGACCUCGUUGGUCCCUGCAGGUUCUUGGCCCAGGCGGGCUGGGACGCUGAACUGGUUAACGAGUCCUAUCCAUGGGUCGAGAAGCAGAUCGUCCGGUGGCCGGCGUUGGUGGCGUGGCAGCGAGCGCUGAGGGACGGACUCCUGGAAGCCGGCAUAUCUCCGUUCAAUGGGUACACCUACGAUCACCUGUACGGUACCAAGGUCGGCGGCACCAUCUUCAAUAAGGACGGGUACCGCCACACCGCCGCCGACCUGCUCUCCUCCGGCAACCGCCGUAAUCUUCAUGUCCUAGUCCACGCCACCGUCCAUCGAAUCGUCUUCGACCGAAGUGGUCAGUUUCUCUCUCUCCCUCUCACUCUCUCCUCUCUCCUUUCUUUUCUCUGAUUCCCUUUUAUGGGAUGCAUACAGGGCGGCGACCAAGGGCGGUGGGCGUCGUCUUCUACGAUGAGCACGGAGUUCGCCACCGCGCUUUCCUUAAGAAGAGGAAGAACAGCGAGGUGAUACUGUCGGCGGGUGCCAUUGGGAGCCCGCAGAUGCUGCUUCUGAGCGGCAUCGGGCCCAAGUCUCACCUGAGGAAGAUGAACAUCUCGGUGGUAUUGCACAACAAGUUCGUCGGCAAGGGCAUGUCCGACAACCCCAUGAACACCAUCUUCAUCCCCAGCAAGAAGCCCGUCGAGCAGUCCCUCAUUCAGACCGUGGGCAUCACCAAAGGCGGUUCCUUCAUCGAGGCCAGCAGCGGCUUCGGCCAGUCCCCUGACAGUAUCAAGCGCCACCACGGCAUCAUGUCCGCAGAGGUCAACGCCGCCACCACCGCCACCAUCGCCACCAACCUUUCUCUUCUGUUCUCUCUCUCUCUCUCUCUCUCUCUCUCUCUCUCUCUCUCUCUCUCUCACGACCUAUCUUCCUCACUGUGGGUGAAAAAUGGCAGAUUGGGCAGCUCUCCACCCUCCCGCCGAAGCAGAGAACGAGAGAGGCCAUUCAGGCGUUCAUCAAAGGAAAGAAGGACCUCCCACGAGAGGCCUUCCAAGGGGGGUUCCUGCUGGAGAAGAUCGUGGGGCCGCUCUCCAGGGGGCACCUGGCGCUGGUCAACGUUGACCCCAGCAGCAACCCCGCCGUCACCUUCAACUACUUCAGCCACCCCGAGGACCUGCGUCGCUGCGUCUACGGCGUCCGCACCAUGGCAAAGAUCGCCCGCACGAAGCACUACGCUGACCUCGCCGUCGACAAGUUCACCAUGGAGAUGCUCCUCAACAUGACGGUCAAAGCCAACGUCAACCUCAUCCCCAAGCACGUCAACGACACCUCCUCGCUGGAGCAGUUCUGCAGGGACACCGUCAUCACCAUCUGGCACUACCACGGCGGCUGCCAUGUUGGCCAGGUCGUUGACUCUGCCCACCGGGUUCUAGGGGUCAGCCGCCUCCGCGUCGUUGACGGCUCCACCUUCGCCACCUCUCCCGGCACAAAUCCGCAGGGCACCGUCAUGAUGAUGGGCAGGUAACCUUCCGCCGUCGUCCCGCUUCUUUCAUCUUCACCCAUAGGAGAAGCCCUUCCCUCCCUUGGCGCUGACUUUUGCUUCUACCGUCGUUAUCUUACUUCCAGAUACAUGGGCGUGAAGCUGCUGAGGAAGAGACUUGGGAGAGGCGCCAUGGUCUGA
Molecule: messenger RNA, 2249 nt
Organism: Spirodela intermedia
Lineage: Eukaryota; Viridiplantae; Streptophyta; Magnoliopsida; Alismatales; Araceae
Source: the annotation of a GenBank genome assembly